This is a messenger RNA of Neofelis nebulosa (Clouded leopard), 2492 nucleotides long. It is a transcript of the gene IL27, whose product is annotated as interleukin 27. NCBI's taxonomy places the organism in Eukaryota, Metazoa, Chordata, Mammalia, Carnivora, Felidae. The record is from RefSeq and is a predicted model, not a curated record. Gene Ontology annotation, molecular function: interleukin-27 receptor binding. The coding region runs from base 1276 to 2208 and encodes 310 amino acids. The transcript has 4 exons. Gene Ontology annotation, biological process: regulation of T cell proliferation; regulation of T-helper 1 cell differentiation.
GCGGCGGCGGCCUAACUGGGUCAAGGGUCUGUAGCUUGGAAGGAGGUCCAAUCCACAGUGGGCGACUCAAGGACACAGAGACACAGAAGGAAGAGCAGAUAGUAGGGCCAUAGUAGGGACCAAGGGCUGGAGAACGGGUAGAGAGCCAGAGCCAAGGAGCUGGGAUUGAGUGCAGAGCGUAGGGAGAAGCCAAGGGAAGGGUCUGGGGUCCCAGAGCUCAGACAGGAAGCCCUAGGAAGUGGCCCAGCUCGAUUUGGGGUGGCAAUAUCCACCAGAGCCUGGGGUACUCACUUUCCCUCAACACAGAGCUGAGAAGAACCCCACUCUGCCUGAAGUCCCUGGGAUGUGGUCCCUAAACCGGGGAGCCUGGAUGCUAGGGGUCCCAGGGACCACCCACCGCCUCUAGAAGUACAUUGGCCGGUGAAGGACCCAGAAGCUCUCCUUCACCUUUACGUACAGGACAUUUCGGGAAGCAGAGCCCAUCAAGAAUGGACAAGGGAGAAGCAUGGAGAGGAGGGUGAGCGGGAACAGACAGACUUACAGCUUAGUUUUGGUUUGUGUUUCGAGGAGAAUUGUGUAACUCCAGUGAUUGCUAGAUUUCCUCUCCCUGAUGGAGAAACCACCGAACCCUGGCCUCUUCCCAGACCCCCCACCCUAGGGCCCCUCUCUCUUCUGUCCAGGAAACAUAGGCCGGAAAUACUUUCAGAAACCAGCUGGCCUGACUACCCCAUUUUACGGAUGGGAACCUGAGGCACAGAGAUAAGAGGCGACUCAUCUCAUCCAGGGAAGGACCUGGACGAGAAACAGAGGUUAUGCCUCCCAUCCCAGGCCCCCUUCCUCCCCCUGGCACCCCCUCUUCUUCUGACACUGCAGAGUGACCCAUCGGCCUCGGUGGUGGCUGGACCAAUCUGUCCUUCUGACUCUCCGAGGUAGAGUCUCCAGCACUGCCCGCCCACCCCUGGGGCUCCAGUUCAGGCCAUCAGAGCCGCCUGGCUAAGCCCCAGGAAUCUUCGGCAGAACAGAGUGCCCACUCCAGGGGAGGUGGCUACCUCGUCUGAGUUCCCUGCGGGGGAAGCACGCAGGAUCUGCAUUUGGGCAGAUCUGGAAUCCAGUCCUGGUCCCCUCCCCCUCUCGCCACGCCACCCUGGGCUAGUCAGCCUCGCAUUUUCCUCAUCUGCAAAAUGCACGGAUAAUAGCCCCCAGGCUGCCACAUACCGUUGAGCGGUUGGUUCACCGAAAAAGACACUUAGCCAAGGGAGUUAGUGAGGGGCCGAGAUGGAGCCUGAGAUCUGCUUGCGAAUGUGGGCCUUCUGUGCAAGGCCGUGUCCGCCUCGGAGAAGGGGUACCUUCCUUUCGUUCAGACAGAGAUGCCAUAUGGUGUCCUCGAUAGCUUCCAUGUUAUUAGUAGCCUUGCGGGGUCAGCAAAAUGGCACACAGGCUUUGCCUACAGCACAGGCUCAGAAGGGGCAUGUUGAGUUCUUCUCGAGCUUUCCCCCAACCUGGCCCACCAUCUCCCCCCUCUCUCCAGGGCUCAGCCUCUUGUUGCUCUCCUUCCUCCUGGCUCGUGCUGGUGUUUGGGGAUUCCCGAGGCCGCCAGGGAGGCCCCCCCUGAGCCUGCAGGAGCUGCGGAGGGAGUUCAAGGUCAGCCUGCACCUCGCCAGGAAGCUGUUCUCCGAGGUUCGGACCCAGGCCCACCGCUUUGCUGAAUCUCACCUGCCAGGAGUGAGCCUGGACCUCCUGCCCCUGGGAGAUCAGCUCCCCAAUGUCUCCCUGACCUUCCGGGCCUGGCACAGCCUCUCUGACCCAGAACGACUCUGCUUCCUCUUCAUGACACUUCGCCCCUUCCAUGCCCUGUUGGGAAGCCUGGGAAGCCAGGGGGGCUGGACGAGCUCAGAGAAGAUAGAGCUAUGGACCAUGAGGUUGGACCUCCGGGAUUUGCAGCAGCAUCUCCACUUCCAGGUGCUGGCUGCGGGACUCAACCUCCCCGAGGAGGAAGAUGACAAGGAGAGGAAGGAGCCGCUCCCAGGGGCUCCGAGUGGCCUCUCACGGGUGUCAGGGCAGCCGUCCUGGCCCCAGCUCCUCCAUACCUACCAGCUGCUGCACUCCUUAGAGCUCGUCUUAGCUCGGGCCGUAAGGGACUUGCUCUUACUCUCCCAAGCUGGAAACCCAGCCCCGGCCUCGGGGUCCUCGUUCGGCUCCCGGCCCUGAUGGGGUGACCGCUCAGCCCCUUCCCUUCACCCUUCAUUCAGUUCGGGCCAACGGGACAGCCUCCAGCUCGUCUGCCUCGAACAGGGCAGGACUCCACCGGCCUCCCACCCCAACCCCCACCCAAUAACUUAAGGCCCCUCCAGGCCCUGCCGGAUAUUUAUUUCUUGGAUAUUUAUUUAUUGUUUAGGAAAGUGAUGGUUUAUUUAUUGUUUCAGAGCCGGCUAGUUGUCCCCGAGCUAGGCCACCGUGCGGGGUGCCGAAUAAAGCACUGUCAUCCUCUCUCA